AUGGGGGCCAGGAUUGACAUUGGACUGCACACAAGGCAGAGCAAGAGGGACAGUGGUCCCUCCUCAGUCUAUUGUCGCAAUGAGAUGGGCAGCAGUGAACCCCUUCCCAUUGCAGAAAGUGACAAGAGGAAGAAGAAGAAGCGGAAAGCCCGGGCUACUGACUCCUUGCUGGGAAAAUUUGAAGAUGUGUACAAGCUGACCUCUGAAUUGCUUGGAGAGGGAGCCUAUGCCAAAGUUCAAGGAGCCGUGAGCCUGCAGAAUGGCCAAGAGUAUGCUGUCAAAAUCAUUGAAAAACAAGCAGGGCACAGUCGGAGUAGGGUAUUUCGAGAGGUGGAGACGCUGUAUCAGUGUCAAGGAAACAAGAACAUUUUGGAGCUGAUUGAAUUCUUUGAAGAUGACACAAGGUUUUACUUGGUCUUUGAGAAAUUGCAAGGAGGUUCCAUCCUGGCCCACAUCCAGAAGCGGAAGCACUUCAAUGAGCGAGAGGCCAGCCGCGUAGUACAGGAUGUGGCUGCUGCCCUUGACUUCCUGCACACCAAAGGCAUUGCUCACCGAGAUCUGAAGCCAGAAAAUAUAUUGUGUGAAUCUUCAGAAAAGGUGUCUCCAGUGAAAAUCUGUGACUUUGACUUGGGCAGUGGGGUGAAAUUGAAUAACUCCUGCACCCCCAUAACUACACCAGAGCUGACCACUCCGUGUGGCUCUGCAGAGUACAUGGCCCCGGAGGUGGUGGAGGUCUUCACGGACGAGGCCACGUUUUACGACAAGCGCUGUGACCUGUGGAGCCUGGGCGUGGUCCUCUACAUCAUGCUAAGUGGCUACCCCCCCUUUGUAGGUCACUGUGGGGCCGACUGUGGCUGGGACCGGGGAGAGGUCUGCAGGGUGUGCCAGAACAAGCUGUUUGAGAGCAUCCAGGAAGGCAAAUAUGAGUUUCCUGACAAGGACUGGGCACACAUCUCCAGUGAGGCCAAGGACCUCAUCUCCAAGCUCCUGGUUCGAGAUGCAAAGCAGAGACUGAGCGCCGCCCAAGUUCUGCAGCACCCAUGGGUGCAGGGGCAAGCUCCAGAAAGGGGACUCCCCACGCCGCAAGUCCUCCAGAGAAAUAGCAGCACAAUGGACCUGACGCUCUUUGCGGCCGAGGCCAUCGCCCUUAACCGCCAGCUGUCUCAGCAUGAGGAGAAUGAACUGGCAGAGGAGUCCAAGGCCCUGGCCGAAGGCAUCUGCUCCGUGAGGCUUUCUCCACCCUCCAAGUCACGCCUGGCCCGGCGGAGAGCCCUGACCCAGGCAGGCCGAAGUACGGACCAGGGGCCAUGCCCCACCCCCACAUCUCUCAACUGA
This is a messenger RNA of Pipistrellus nathusii (Nathusius's pipistrelle), 1335 nucleotides long. The record is from the annotation of a GenBank genome assembly. Lineage: Eukaryota; Metazoa; Chordata; Mammalia; Chiroptera; Vespertilionidae.